Triticum turgidum subsp. durum (durum wheat) is the source of this 903-nucleotide messenger RNA. NCBI's taxonomy places the organism in Eukaryota, Viridiplantae, Streptophyta, Magnoliopsida, Poales, Poaceae. The record is from the annotation of a GenBank genome assembly.
AUGCAUAUUGUCAAUCCCAUCACAUCUGAACAGAUCGCUCUCCCCUCGGUGAUCACCAUCGCGCAAGUGACACCAGUUUUCGAUGAAACAGGUGCCUUAUGUAAGUACAUUUACUCUCGGGACACGGCGGAGCACCGUAGUACCACUGAUCCUCAAGCCGUUGAUCUUGGCGAGCUGCCACAAUACCUCCAGAAAAAGGCAUUUGUAUUUUAUGAUGCAUCCACAGGAGGCUACAUCGUGGUGCUUAUUCAUGAUCCAGAUGGCCAACUCUCAUUUGCUUGGUUAGGGGAUGACAAGUGGACCUGGCUGAAACCACGUUGUUUUUUUCAAGACUGCGUGUACAAAGAUGGUAUGUUAUAUGCAGUGGCAUCGCUAGGAGAAAUUUACGCCUUCGAUCUCAAAGGCCCUGUGGUCGCAACGAAGUUAAUUGCAGCCUGGGCAGAUAUCUUCAGUUGUCCAACAUUUUACAUUGUUCAUGCUCCAUGUGGGGAUCUGAUGCAAGUUUUUAGAUCCCAACAUGUGGUUGACUGUGAUCCAUGUGCUGACACUGCAACGCAUGUCCACUAUACCUCUAAGAUCAAAAUAUUUGAAGUUGUGACUAUGCCUGAAAAGGAUGUGGGAAUAAAUAGCUUGAAGGAUCAUGUGUUGUUGGUUGGCCAGAACCAAUCACUUUGUCUCUCUGCUGAAGAAUAUCCACAGUUGAAGGCAAACAAUGUGUAUGUUACCGAUGACCACAAGUAUCUAACUUUUUACAAGAAUAACCGGCGUGACAUUGCAGUUUUUGACCUGGCAAAUAACAGUAGUGAGGAACUUGUCUCCCCUCCACUUUGGUCCAACUGGCCUACUCCCAUAUGGAUAACACCUAGUCUUACAAAACCGUAUCCAACAUUGGAUAAUCUAUGA